Cinara cedri is the source of this 333-nucleotide messenger RNA. The record is from the annotation of a GenBank genome assembly. NCBI's taxonomy places the organism in Eukaryota, Metazoa, Arthropoda, Insecta, Hemiptera, Aphididae.
AUGAAUGAAUGGAAACUAGAAUGUCAGAAAUCUAGCAUAGGUAACUUCAGUCUAUUAAAGAGCCUGGAUAUCCCGGUCCCUGGACAACAUAUAGCUCACCACGAGUGGGUGAUACUGAAUCGACUACGUACAGGACAUGGCCCCUCCGGAGAGAUUCUACAUAAAUGGAAAAUAAGAGAUUGUCCAGACUGUGACUGCGGCCACUCUUUACAGUUUAUCUUCUACAUAAUAAGUGAUUGCCCUUUCCGUGCCUUUAACGGGACAGUGAAAGAACUCCACGAAGCCAUUGAUAAAGCGAUCAAAUGGAUAAGGACACUUGACAUCAAACUUUAG